Molecule: messenger RNA, 2274 nt
Organism: Plasmodium gallinaceum
Lineage: Eukaryota; Apicomplexa; Aconoidasida; Haemosporida; Plasmodiidae
Gene: GFPT
Product: glutamine--fructose-6-phosphate aminotransferase [isomerizing], putative
Exons: 1
Coding region: 1-2274 (757 amino acids)
Biological process (GO): protein N-linked glycosylation; fructose 6-phosphate metabolic process; carbohydrate derivative biosynthetic process
Molecular function (GO): carbohydrate derivative binding; L-glutamine:D-fructose-6-phosphate transaminase (isomerizing) activity
Source: RefSeq, a predicted model, not a curated record
AUGAAUAUAAAAUUGAAAAUACUACUGAAUAAAUUAAGAAAUAAAAUUGAAAAUGAUUUUGUCUUUGAUAAGACAAAAUUGUAUUUCACACAAAUUAAAAGAAGUUUAUCUAUUAAUGAAAAAAAUAAUAUAAAAAAAAAUAUUUGGUCAGUAAAUUACCUUUUUUCAAGUAAAAAACACUGUAAUAAUAAAAAAGAAAAUGAAAAAUUCAAUGUAAUAGGAGAUAACACUAUAAAAAUAGGUAAUGUAUGCGAAAAAAAUGUACUACAAAGUUUAAUAAAGAAAUAUGGAAUUUUAAAUGAAAAAAAUUUUUUUAUGUUGAUAAUUUUUUUUGCUCUGUACGAAAUCCUUGCCAAUGAAGAAAAGAAAAAAAAGAAAAAAAAAUACAGAAAUUUUUUUAAUUUUUCUAAUAAACCAGCUGAUUGUUGUGGUAUUAUGGGAUACUUAGGGAACAGAGAUGCAUCGAAGAUUUUAAUUGAAGGAAUAGAAAUAUUGCAAAAUAGAGGAUAUGAUUCAUGUGGUAUGUCAACAAUAAGUAGUAAUAAUGUUUUAAAAACAACAAAAUUUUCCAGCACUUCUACAUCUGAUGCUAUUGAUAAAUUAAAAUGUAACUAUAUGACUAAUCAUGUAAAUGACAAUAUAGGAAUUGCACACACAAGAUGGGCAACUCAUGGAAGUAAAACAGAUGAAAAUGCCCAUCCACACACAGAUUAUGGUGAACGAAUCAGCCUUGUACACAAUGGAAUAAUUGAAAAUUAUAGGGAACUGAAAACAUUCUUAUUAAAGAAUAAUAUUCCAUUUAAAUCAAAUACAGAUACAGAGGUAGUGGCUAAUUUAAUAGGAUAUUUCUUAGAUAAAAAUGAAAAAUUUGAAGAUGCUGUAUUAUCAGCAAUUAGACAAUUAGAAGGUACAUGGAGCUUUUGUAUAAUACAUAAAAAUUAUCCUGAUCAAAUAAUUUUAGCAGCAAAUGGAUCUCCUUUACACAUUGGAUUUAAAGAAAAUGAAAUUUUUAUCGCAUCAGAACACUCUGCACUAUUUAUGUUUACCAAUGAAUACAUAUCAUUAAAAAAUGGAGAAAUUUUAGUUGUAAAUAAAGAAAAAAUAAAUGAUUUAAAAAUAUUAAAGAAAUUAGAAAGCAUACCUGAAAUUGCAAUUCAAAAAACUCCACACCCAUUUCCACAUUGGACUAUUAAAGAAAUACAUGAACAAUCACAGUCUCUAUCAAAAUCAUUAAAUAAUGGAGGUAGAUUUAGUAUUGCCAAUAAUUGCGUAAAGUUAGGUGGUUUAGAUCCUUAUAGUGAAGAUUUAUCUAAAAUAGAUAAUUUAAUUUUAAUAGGUUGUGGAACAUCGUACUAUGCUGCAUUAUAUGGAAAAUACAUUAUGAAUUAUUUAAAUUGUUUUAAUACUGUUCAAGUUAUGGACCCUGUUGAUUUUAAUAUAUCUGUAAUACCAAAAGAAAAAGAAGGAGUUAUCUUUGUUUCUCAGAGUGGAGAAACAAGGGAUGUAAUUAAGGCUUGUAAAUUGGCACAUGAUCUUAAUUUAAAAAAAAUGUCAGUUGUUAAUUCUGUAGGAUCUACUAUAGCAAAUAUGACAGGUUGUGGUGUUUAUUUAAAUGCAGGUAGAGAAGUUGCUGUCGCAUCAACUAAAUGCUUCACAUCUCAAGUUUCGGUAUUAAUAUUAAUAGCAUUGUGGUUUUUUCAAAAUAAAAAAAAUUAUUCUACAAGUAAUAAAAUUAGUUCCUUGAUUUAUUCUUUACAUAGAUUACCUUUAUAUGCUGAUAUGACAAUAAAAUCUUGUGAAAGUUUAUGUAAAUUAUUAUCACAUAAACUUUCCAAUUAUAAAUCUAUGCUAAUUAUUGGAAACGGUUUAAGUUACCCUAUAGCCUUAGAAGGUGCAUUAAAAAUUAAAGAAUUGACCUAUAUACAUUGUGAAGGAUUCACUGGAAGUUCUCUAAAACAUGGUCCUUAUGCUUUGUUGGGUGGUGAUGAUAAUAUACCUGUAAUUAUGCUUGUGUUUAAUGAUAGCACAAAAAAUGUUAUGAUAAAUACAGGAGAACAAAUAAAAUCGAGAGGUGCUCAUAUUAUUUGUUUAACAGAUGAUGAAAAUCUUGUUAAGCAUUUUGCCGAUGAUAUUAUAUUAAUUCCAAAUAAUGGAUUAUUAACACCUUUACUUGCCGUAAUACCACUGCAAAUGUUAGCCUAUUAUAUAAGUGUGAGCAAAGGAAUCAACCCCGAUAAGCCAAGGUGUCUAGCAAAAACUGUUACAGUUUCCUAA